GACUGUUGCCCAACAUAUCAUUAGGAGCACAUAUUCUGGACGACUGUGAUAAAGAUACUUAUGGAUUGGAAAUGGCAGUCGACUUUAUAAAAGGCUCAAUCAGCAAUAUCGACGGUGCCGAAUAUCAUUGUAACAAGACCCAGGUGCGGAAAGUCAUCUCGGGUGUGAUCGGAGCUGCUUCUAGUGUCACCUCCAUCCAAGUUGCCAAUCUGCUACGGUUAUUUAAGAUACCGCAGGUUUCAUUUUUUUCAACCAGUCCGGAACUCAGUAACAAACAACGUUUCGAAUACUUCUCCCGUACAAUUCCUUCGGACCAUCAUCAGGUUAAAGCCAUGGUUGACAUCGUGAUGCAAAUGGGAUGGAGUUAUAUUUCGAUCAUUUACGAGGAAUCGAACUAUGGUAUUAAGGCUUUUGAAGUAUUAGAAGAUCUGCUGGUGAAAAAUAAAAUUUGCAUAGCGGUUAAAGAAAAGUUGGUUAAGGAUUCAGGGGUUGGCAAUAUAUCGGUUUACGACAACAUCGUGCAGAAGCUUCAGACGAAGCCCAGGGCUAAAGGCUGCAUCAUUUUCGGCUCGGACCAAGAAGUGGCCGAACUGAUGAAGGCAGUGCGACGUUGCAACGCCACCGGCUGGUUCUCCUGGAUCGGUUCGGACGGCUGGAGCGCCCGCUCCUUGGUGUCCGACGGCAACGAGGCCGAGGUCGAGGGCACGCUCUCGGUGCAACCCCAAGCCAAUCCCGUGCUCGGCUUCAAGGAGUAUUUCUUGUCGCUCAACGUCGAGAACAAUCCGAGGAAUCCGUGGUUUGUGGAAUUUUGGGAGCAUCACUUCGGGUGCCGAUAUCCAAACAGUUCAAAGACGCCGUAUAACAUCAGGUACGCCAAAAAUUGUACAGGAAAGGAAAAGUUGACUGAAGACAACACAGUUUUUGAAGGACAGCUACAAUUCGUGUCUGAUGCCGUUAUGGCUUUUGCUUACGCUAUAAGGGAUAUGCACGAAGACUUUUGCAAAAAGCCGGGAUUAUGCGAAGCCAUGCGACCGACAAAAGGAAGCGAGUUGCUGAAAUAUUUGCAUAAAGUGAGCUUUACAGGAUUAACCGGCGACAGGUUUCAUUUCGAUGAAAAUGGAGAUGGACCAGCCAGAUACAACAUUAUCCAUUUUAAACAAGUAACUCCCGGAAGAUUUCAAUGGGUACGAGUAGGAGAAUAUCUAGAAGGGUCAUUAGAUCUCAAUAUGUCAGAAAUACAAUUCAAACUGGGCCAGCCCAAACCUCCAGAAUCGGUAUGCAGUCUGCCUUGUGCCGUGGGUCAAGCUAAGAAAUACGUCGAAAAAGAGAGCUGCUGUUGGCACUGUUUCAAUUGUACAUUAUAUCAGGCAAACCUCUACGAAAUAAUAUACAACAUUAAGGGUCCUAUUGAGGUUUUGCCGGCUUUAUUCGGCGCCGGAUUCUGUUUCACCGUCGUCUACGCAGCGCUGCUAACGAAAACCAAUCGGAUCUCUCGGAUUUUUAAAGCGGGAAAACAUUCGGCCAAAAGGCCCAACUUCAUAUCCCCGCGAUCGCAGCUUAUCAUUUGUACGGGCUUGGUGGGAGUACAGGUACUCAUCAACGCCGUAUGGAUGAUCAUAUCUCCGCCUAGAGCCAUACAUCACUAUCCGACAAGGGAGGACAAUUUGCUGGUGUGUUCGUCAUACAUCGAUGCUUCGUACAUGAUAGCCUUUACUUAUCCGAUAUUUUUGAUAGUUGUAUGUACAGUGUAUGCCGUGUUGACUAGAAAAAUACCGGAAGCUUUUAACGAAUCAAAGCAUAUCGGAUUUACAAUGUAUACCACCUGCGUUAUAUGGUUAGCAUUUGUUCCUUUGUAUUUUGGAACAGCCAACCAUGUGGCCCUAAGGAUCACCAGCAUGUCAGUGACUAUCAGUCUAUCAGCCACAGUUACUCUGGCAUGUCUGUUUUCACCAAAGCUUUAUAUCAUACUCAUACGACCAGAAAGAAAUGUAAGACAAAGUAUGAUGCCCAUGAGGUACAGUACCAUCAACAAAAGCGCCGUGACCACAGGAUCCGGCAGUAUGAUGGCAGCUGUUGCAGUGACAGCUGCCACUUGUGACCAAAACCAAAAAAUACAGAAGGCCAUCACACCGAUAGAUAAUGUACCACUAUUAGAGGUGAGCAAGCCCCAAACCAAGGAGUCGAGUACUCAAACUACUCCGAACUCGAGCAACAGCGCUCUUAAUGGUUGUUCGCUCGAAAAUUUGAGCAAAGUUAACAAUAAUUGCAACAUUAACGGACCAGUACCGCCUCAGAUAAAAGAUAUGGCUUUAUAGCAUCAAUCGGUAAGCAGAUCUUCCAGUUUGAAAUCUCGAAGAAACCCAAUACAGGUCUAGAUAGUAAGAUUUUUUAAAAUAAGUAAUUAUAAGGCAUUUAAAAUGCAGUAAAUAGGGUCAAGUUUACCUCAAAAUACACAAAACCUGAUAUUUAUAUAAAAAAAAUGUAGUAUCUUACCAAUUUUUGACCAAAUUAAAAGAUGUACAAAACUUAUAUAUAAAUUAUUUAUGGGACUUUAUUUGAAAAAGCGGUCACAAAAAUGGGAAGAAUAAGGAUUCAACAAAUAACCACAGUAGCGCUAAGGACGCAUAAAUCUAAAAAAUGAAAAAUAACCAUAGAUAAGAGAAUAAAAGUAACAUAACCAAAUAUUACCCAAAAAAGCUUUGUUUUUAUUUUUUUGGAAUAUAAAACAAUUAUUUUUAUAUAUUAGAGGCCCGGUCUAUUGCUGCUGAAUAAAAAUCGAUAAUUUAUUUCAUGUGACAUGAAAAUAUUUGUAUUUUUUUGAAAACCACGCCUUUAACACGUCAAAUAUUUAUAUCUAUUGAAUCAUUUCCCGUUCCAAAAAUUUUCGGCGUAUAUUUUAAAUUUUAGGUAUUUGCUACAGCAGCGCCAUCUUAAGUCUUCCCUUUUUAUUGAUGAUGAGGUUUCAUUUACCACUUUUGUGACGCUUAGCGUGACGCUAGAUCGUGUCGCGGCCUUGAAUGUUUACUCCCAUCGCGCGUAAGGAAGUUUCUCUUCAGAAAUGCAAAAUUCUGCGCAUGGAAUGUUGCAAAAUUAUACAAAGGUAUAUAUGUUACACAAGUUAUACAGUAUGAUGGAACAACGACGUCAGAAAUUAGUAUUUACUAAGUCGACUAGUUUAUAUAUACCGUGCUGGCAACUGUUGCUUUUGGGUCAGCAUUUACAUGUGUGGAAGUAAACCAUAGGGAUCUUAU
Messenger RNA from Sitophilus oryzae (rice weevil), 3251 nucleotides. RefSeq names its product metabotropic glutamate receptor 4. The record is from RefSeq and is a predicted model, not a curated record. Gene Ontology annotation, biological process: G protein-coupled receptor signaling pathway. Bases 72 to 2315 code for a protein of 747 amino acids. Gene Ontology annotation, molecular function: adenylate cyclase inhibiting G protein-coupled glutamate receptor activity. The transcript has 15 exons. Gene Ontology annotation, cellular component: membrane. NCBI's taxonomy places the organism in Eukaryota, Metazoa, Arthropoda, Insecta, Coleoptera, Curculionidae.